UCUACAAUCUUUAGUUUUCCAAAACCCCUCUAACCAUGAAGUCCAUUGUGCUGUUGAUCGGUGUUCUGGCCGUUGCCAGUGCUGAAUGGAUCGAAAUCGAUUGGUCGCAAGUGCGCCCGAUUGAGGAAUUCGACCACUACUGGGCUCGUUUGCCGUCGGAGCUGCAGUUUCUGCGCAAGGCGUUCCCGAACCGUAGAAUUACCAACGGACAGCAGGCAACCCCAGGACAGUUCCCGUACCAGAUUGCUCUGCUGAGUACUUUCACCGGAGGUACCGGUCUGUGCGGUGGAUCCGUCCUGACCAACAACUUCAUCCUGACUGCUGCUCACUGUGUCCAGAAUGCCUUGGGAGGAACUGCCAUCAUGGGAGCCCACAACCGCCUCCAAGCCGAAGCAACUCAGCAGCGCAUUGCCUUCUCUGCGGCCGGAAUCCACAUGCACCCUGGAUACACCCCAACCAACAUCCGCAACGAUAUUGCUACCGUUCGUCUGAACAGCGCCAUGACCUUCAACGACCGUGUUGUCCCAACUCGUAUUCCUGCUGCUGGAGAUAACCGCUCCUUCGCCGGAGUUACCGGAACUGUUUCUGGAUUCGGUCGUACCUCUGAUGCCAGCACGGCAACUUCCGCUGUAGUUAUGUUCACCAGCAACCCAAUCAUGACCGAGGCCGAUUGUCUGGCCCGCUGGGGUGGAAACACCAACAUCAUCCAGGCUCAGAACAUCUGUCUGUCCGGAGAAGGCGGUCGCUCUUCCUGCAACGGUGACUCUGGUGGCCCAUUGGCUGUCCAGGACGGUGGCAGCCUGCAGGUCGGUAUUGUGUCCUUCGGCUCCGCUGCCGGAUGCUCGAUCGGUAUGCCCUCGGUGUACGUCCGCGUGUCGCACUUCAGAGACUGGAUUUUGGCUAACUCGGAUCUGUAGAUUUCUGCUGAUCGUAUGAAAAUAAAGUUAUAAUAAUUUAAGUUCCCAAGUUA
Molecule: messenger RNA, 970 nt
Organism: Aedes aegypti (yellow fever mosquito)
Lineage: Eukaryota; Metazoa; Arthropoda; Insecta; Diptera; Culicidae
Product: brachyurin
Exons: 1
Coding region: 36-917 (293 amino acids)
Biological process (GO): proteolysis
Molecular function (GO): serine-type endopeptidase activity
Source: RefSeq, a predicted model, not a curated record